GAAAGUGUUUUACUGGGUGAAUUCUUUGAGUUCAACUUCUCCAUAGACCGAAAUUCGUACAACAGGAUCUCCGCUUCCCCCUUUCCAUGUCGGAUCACGUUCCCGUAUUACCGCAGGACUCAGUUGAUGAAUGGGAAUCUCGUCAUCACCAAUGCUCUGAUCAUCGCCUUCCUGAUAUCCGACUACCCGCUCCUGCACCGGACAAUAUUAACCCACUUUCAGAAUCAAGAUCUCAGGAAACAGCUUUAACUCCAAAUUUAACACUUCAAGACCCCAGCUUAGAUCAGCGCCGUGUUUCGACAUCUUCGCCACUGCAUAAAUCAGAGCGUUCCCUCGUCUUUCAACACCACUCAUCAUCACCCACUUAUCCAGUUCUUCCUCCCCUUCAAAUGCCUCACCGCGUUGACUCGAUGCCAAUGCCGUCCUCUCAUCGUCGCGACUAUGAUUAUGACUAUGAUCAUUCAUACAGGAGGCCAUCUCCUCCACCAAUUGCAACUUUGUCACAUUCGCCUUCGUUAUCCGUUUCAUCAUUAGACCGUUCAUCCGUAUCUUCCCCGGCGCCACGGCGAUCACCCACUGAUCGUUCUGUUGAUUCACAUUCAACCUACUCUGAUGCCUAUUAUUCUCAAGAUCAGAUGGCUCGGCAGUCUAGACCCUACCCGCAUGACCCAGUCCGAGACUCGGGAAGGGUCUCCCACAGCUAUUCUUAUACUCCACGUCCUCAUCCUGAGCACAGAUACUCGCAUGACUCCCACCCAUACCAUGUGUCUUCUUCCUAUUCGAGCCCAGCAUUAGCACACAGUGCUGCGAGUAGUGGACGUGACAGUUCACAGCUGCCGUAUACACUUCCGGGUCAAAGUUACCAUGCAAUUGGGUAUACGGACGAUGCAGCUACGAAAUUAAGCGACCGUGUCCGUAGAAGGUGCUUCAAUUGCUGUACGACGGAUACGUCUACGUGGCGCCGUUCUAACUUGAAUCCUGGAAAAGUAUUGUGUAACAAGUGUGGGUUGUUCGAGCGUACUCAUGGUCGGUCAAGACCGGAUCAGUUUCCUCACCGCAGGGGCGCAUUAGCGACGACGGCAAUGCGGCCAAGGACUCCCCCACAAACCACGCAUCUACCACCAAUCUCCACUCACGUUCCCCCUUUGGCGCCUUACCAUUUUUCACACCCUUCCAUUGCCCCUCUUCAGUCUGUACCUGACUCAAGGAGAUCACAGCACCCGAACACGUUGCCGGAGAUCCAAUCUUGGAUAGAUGCACCAGCUGGACGGACGUCCUACUCCGCAGCGUCAGCAGACCGUGGACAUGAAAGUGGACGACAGAGGUCACCACCACGGUUGCACCACGUAGAUAUGCGUUCGUCAAGCGUUCAUGAAGCGGUUGCAUGAAGGGAGGAACGUUCUCCCGUAAUAGGCCGGAGCUCCGUGGAGGAAAACGAAUAACCUAAAAGUUGAUGCUUCUAUGCCUGCUUAUUCGCUACUCGACUAGUCCGAAUCAUUUCUUGGAUUAAUGGCUAGAACAUGCCAUCAGGUCACCGCAUUCGUCGUAAUUAUUAUUUGAGUUUGAGAUACCAUUCGCAGUAUUCGUAUUUGUUUUCGUAUAUAAAAUUGCAAAACGACUAGCUAGCUAUAGUACAUGUACGCCUACGAUUUUUUUGGUUGUAUUCUUAUAUGCAUACCCUUGGACGUGUACACAUGGGACCGUCGAUCUUGCGAUCAAUUUAUCAAAUAUUUGCUUCCGCACUAUCGAAUUUCCAUAUAUGGAAGAGUGGAACGCGAUCAGUUGAUCGCUUUGAUCGAUCAGUCUGACAAAGCCUGUCA
This is a messenger RNA of Suillus plorans, 1820 nucleotides long. RefSeq lists its product as uncharacterized. The transcript is spliced from 5 exons. Gene Ontology annotation, molecular function: zinc ion binding; sequence-specific DNA binding. Lineage: Eukaryota; Fungi; Basidiomycota; Agaricomycetes; Boletales; Suillaceae. Gene Ontology annotation, biological process: regulation of DNA-templated transcription. Bases 87 to 1388 code for a protein of 433 amino acids. The record is from RefSeq and is a predicted model, not a curated record.